AUGCCGGACGACAACGUUUCAGGCCCUCCCUUACCGGUGGCUAAAUCGAGACCAGUGAGCGAAGCUCUGUUGAACGAGAAGUGGGAUCGCGCAGUUUCGUCCUUGGUCAUCAGAUCCGCGCUCGGCUUUUCGUUCGGUGUCAUAUUCUCAGUACUGUUGUUCAAGAGAAGAGCGUGGCCAGUAUGGCUUGGAACCGGCUUCGGCGCCGGAAGAGCUUGGGAAGAAGCUGAUGCAAACUUCAAGAGAGGCGACACAUUCAACACGGACGGGCUACGAAAAGUACGGACCGAUAGGUAG
This is a messenger RNA of Fonsecaea pedrosoi CBS 271.37, 297 nucleotides long. RefSeq lists its product as uncharacterized. Bases 1 to 297 code for a protein of 98 amino acids. The record is from RefSeq and is a predicted model, not a curated record. Gene Ontology annotation, cellular component: mitochondrion; MICOS complex; mitochondrial inner membrane. Lineage: Eukaryota; Fungi; Ascomycota; Eurotiomycetes; Chaetothyriales; Herpotrichiellaceae. The transcript has 3 exons.